UGGCGAUUUGUCCAGGGUAUUGUGGCGAGAUGUCCAGGGUAUUGUGGCGGGUUGUCUUGGGGCGGGUCGUCUUUGUGGCGAGUUGUCUGGAAUUCUUCCUCAUCGAUCGUAUGCAGUCCGAAUUAAAUCACCAAAUAAAUUUAUAAUAACGAUUAACGAAUUUGCCAAGAUGCCUCGUCAGGCAUUGUCGCCAGCAUCGAAAAGGGCAUCGACUCAAGCUGCUCGUGCCAAGUAUAGGAGCAAAGUAAAACGAUCGUCCGGACGGAUUCGACUGCAAGAGACAACUAUGGAAUUAUGGACAAGGUUGCGGGAAGAACUGCAGAUGAAGAGCAACGACGAUGUCGCAAAAUAUCUGCUAACAUUAUUCCUGCACAUGAAGAAGAGAGUAUGUGUAGAUCAAGCAACCCAAACCAUGCCUUAUGUAUACAGCUGUAACCAUUGUGGUAGCUCUCCACUUGCCAAUAAACCCAUGCCACCUUUAGCAAGGAUACAACCUAGAGGCCCACAGAAGAUUAAACUUAUGGAUCGCGUUAGUAAUCCACUUUUCAGUGGUCCUAAGACUCCUAACAUAAAAGUCAUCAUGAUUAAAAAGUCUACAGCAGGAGUUCUGAAACGAGACUCUCGUAUGACUCCACAGGCUCUGAAUAAUCUAAUGCAGCUUGGUUCAAACUUGCAGGCAGCACAGCCUCUGCAGGGAAACCUUACAGGAUCUUCUCAGCCCCCAGCAAGAUAUGUUGUACAGGUACCAGGCCAGGGCCUUCUGACUGGCAAAGAUAUUCCUGGAUCAACUCAAGUGGUGAAGAUGGAACCUGUUGAAUCCAUGGAAGACUUUGAGCAGUUGCCUAAUCAAGAGUUCAGUCAGGCCAAGUGCAUUGAUGAAAAAGAUAAUACAGAGGAUUACAUCUAUGAUGAUGGUAGAACGACAUUGGACGAUAGGAAAGAACUUGAUCCUGACAAAAAGCUGUCGAGAGCGACAGAUCAUCCGGUCGCUGUCGUCGUGAAAGAAGAAGUUUUGUCAGACUUGGAGCAAUCAAACUCUGUGCAUUCUGAUAAGGAAGAGUCAUUGUUUGAUCCGAGGCAGGACCAAGAAUCUGGAUCUGAUAGCAAGCUCGAGCAUUAUGAAACAGGGUGGUAUGAAGAGGAGGAAGAGGAGAAGGACAAGGAAGAGGAAGAAGAGGAGGAUGAUAUGGAAGAUGAUGCGAAAAUAGACUAUGAAGAACAAGAGCUUUUAGACUCUACUUAUGACCCUUCAGCCAGUAUGCCCCAACAUUUGUCACAGAACAGCAAGGAUAAACCAGGAUCCAGCCAGGCUAAGCCUUCCAAGUGUCUUGGUGACCAGGACAGCCUUGAGAGUGAUGACAGCUUUGAAUAUGGAGGAGAUAGCGAUGAAGACUUUAAAGGUGAACCUACUAAUAAAAGAAAAAAAUGCCAGCGCAAAAAUCGCCAGCAAGUCUUUAAGUUCCCAGAAGCAUGCCCAAUCUGCUCUGAGGCCUGGAAAGAUAAACUGGAAGUUAUGCGCCAUUUACAAAAACACAUCCCAAUUGAUAAGGGUCCAGAAGCGAUCAAGGAUGCUGUCCAAUCAAUUAAAAGCAAAUUUGAAAAGGGGUACACUUCUGAGAUGGGAUGGUGUGGGGAGUGCAAAAAACUCCUCUUGCGCUGUAGAGAACACUGUAACAGACUUCACAACAAGAACUGUGAUGUACUAUGUCAGCAGUGCGGUAAAAUGUUCAAAAGUUCGUAUAUCAAAUACCAUGAAAUCUCACACCUAGAGAUCAAGGAAAGCGAUUACGUCCAAUGUCCACAGUGCCCCUCAAGGUUUAAGCACCAGGAACACCUCAAGGGUCACAUUUCUAAUGUCCAUAAAACUAGGAGUGCGCAGUGCUCGACCUGUGGCAAGGUCUUGAAAAGUCGGGAACAUCUCAAGCGACAUUUAGUAAUCCACAGUGGAUUGAAGCCUUAUUCAUGCUCGUUGUGCGACAGGUCAUUCACGCAGAGUAGUAAUCUCAAGAUACAUAUGCGCCAGCAUACAGGAGAUAAGCCAUACGUUUGUGAGUUGUGUGAGAUGGCGUUUACCAAUAAGGUCAGCUUAAAGAACCACAAAAAGAAACUGCAUGGAAUUGACUGGUGGAAAGAGAGAGAAUCAUUGGAAAAGGAAGAUCCAGAGAGAAAUAAAAGUGAUGGCGCUGAAUAAAGCAAACUAAUGAUUAAGCUAAUGGUAAGCUGGAAUUACGCCUGGAAACUUCCUCUUGACAAAAUUCCCUUUUCUCUGAAUCUUUAUAAAAAGAAUGUGUAAAAAAUGUACUUUUUAUACAUUGAUUAUAUUUAUCAUGCUACCACCAAUGAAAUGAGAAUAAUUAUGAGAAUAAAUAUAUGCUCUUAAUGUGAGUGGUUCCAUGUCGAUAUACUGUCUUCAAAAUUAUUAGGCUGGAAUAUUUCAUCUACAUGUAUAAAGCUGUUGCAGUUUCCUUCAACAAGAUGAUGUUGCAUGGAUGAAAUGAUGUUUAUUUUACAAAGUGAAGGGUUAUUAUGUGAAGUAAAGUAUUUUCAGACUAGUAUCACAAUGUACUUUUUAUUCAUUGAUUCAGGGCUCUCACUUAACUUUUUUUUCUUGGUUGCCAGUCGGGCAUCCUAUGCAGCAUUUUAGGUUGCCAAAUGGCAGUUGAAGUGGUCACAGUGAAUAGGUUUAAAGAGAUUUUUUGAAUGCGUUAAUCUUCAAGGUUGAGUGUAAAUAUUGCGAUGCUGAAGAGAGCUGUUUACAACACUGCUGUCUGCAAUUGAUAUAGAUAAGACAUAUUACAAAAGAUACAAAGCAAAUUAUCUCCAACAAAUAAUGACCUACUAGUGGCAUGUACAUUGUCAGCUGGUCAUCGUGUUCGGUGACAAAGUAGGAUUCAUUGUACAUGUAAGCACGCUCUGACGCCUGUGAGUCAUUUCUUUUUCUUCAAGCCAAAGUAUUUUGUGGAUGUGUCUUGGCAUUUGUGAAGUAAUGCUAUUUUUUAAGUGUUGGUUAAUAUUCCUGGGACUUUUAGGUAUAUCUGUGAAGCGCUUAGAGACAUACAAGCGGAAUAUUAUUAAAGGCACCUGGGCAACCACUAAUUUUGAGCCCUGUGAUUAUAUUGAUCAUGCUACUACCUAUACUGUUCACUAUAUUUGCUUUAUAGUAUACCAAUCACUAACUGAUUUGAGGGGUUCCAUGUCACUAUACUAUCUUCAGAAAUGUGAGCUUAGAUUAUUACAUCUAUAAAGCUGUAGCAGUUUGAGUGCCGGUUCACUCUCAAAAACAUAAAAUGACUUGUUGAGUAGACUGGUCGAUGCAUGCCUACCGGUAUGUGCUGGCAAAGGAACCCAAGUUGGACUUGUUCAUGAUUUUAUGUUUUCCUUAAUUUGUUUUAAAUUCUCUUUAACCACUAUAUGAUAUGCGAGGUGAGUUUUUUUUUUGACAUUCUAAGCUUAACUAUUUUCCAGGUGACUGGUACGCUUUAAGCAAUUUUCUGAUUAGUUUCAGUUUCAGUUUUAGUUUUAUGUUUUAUAUUACAAAUUAUACAUGAUGUACAGUAUUUAUACAAGUUAUACAUGGAGAUCCUCAAAUUAUUAUUCAUUUGCAAUUCUUGCCAUAGAUGUAGCAACAUACAUGUACCGGUAUUGAUCCAUUAUUUUUAUCAUCAAAGAUAGCUUAGGAUUUAGGUUUAACCCCAUAACAUUGAACAUGCAGAGUAUAGACUGAAUCAGUAUGAAGUAUUAUCCAUAGUAGGCAGCUCUAUCAUGUGCUAAAAUUGAUUGAAAAUGCUGUUCACUGUUUUACAAAUGUAUUUUUACUUGUAAACAUAAUUAAAAGGAAGAGAAAUACAAUCAUA
This is a messenger RNA of Strongylocentrotus purpuratus (purple sea urchin), 3854 nucleotides long. Its product is annotated as zinc finger protein 652-B. The record is from RefSeq and is a predicted model, not a curated record. Lineage: Eukaryota; Metazoa; Echinodermata; Echinoidea; Camarodonta; Strongylocentrotidae. Gene Ontology annotation, molecular function: RNA polymerase II transcription regulatory region sequence-specific DNA binding; DNA-binding transcription factor activity, RNA polymerase II-specific. The transcript is spliced from 4 exons. The coding region runs from base 170 to 2191 and encodes 673 amino acids. Gene Ontology annotation, cellular component: nucleus. Gene Ontology annotation, biological process: regulation of transcription by RNA polymerase II.